Messenger RNA from Cheilinus undulatus (humphead wrasse), 515 nucleotides. It is a transcript of the gene lsm3, whose product is annotated as LSM3 homolog, U6 small nuclear RNA and mRNA degradation associated. The record is from RefSeq and is a predicted model, not a curated record. NCBI's taxonomy places the organism in Eukaryota, Metazoa, Chordata, Actinopteri, Labriformes, Labridae. Gene Ontology annotation, molecular function: RNA binding. Bases 13 to 321 code for a protein of 102 amino acids. Gene Ontology annotation, cellular component: Lsm1-7-Pat1 complex; catalytic step 2 spliceosome; U6 snRNP. The transcript has 4 exons. Gene Ontology annotation, biological process: P-body assembly; mRNA splicing, via spliceosome.
CAGACUCAAAAAAUGGCGGACGAAGUUGAGCAGCAACCAACCACCAACACGGUAGAGGAGCCUCUGGAUCUGAUCAGACUCAGUCUAGAUGAAAGGAUCUACGUCAAAAUGAGGAACGACAGGGAGCUCCGCGGCCGCCUGCACGCCUAUGAUCAGCACUUGAACAUGAUCUUGGGUGAUGUUGAGGAGACCGUGACGACAGUAGAGAUUGAUGAGGAGACUUACGAAGAACUCUACAAGUCGACCAAAAGGAACAUCCCCAUGCUUUUUGUGAGAGGAGACGGCGUUGUCCUGGUAGCUCCACCUCUCAGGGUGGGCUAACCCCGCCCUCCUUCCGUUGUGACGGUGGGAAGUCCGUAAUGCCGGUGCAGAUUUGGAGGACAGCGCUGAUGUUAUCAGCUGAAACAAACAUCUUCAUCAAGCCUUCGCCCUCCUGAGUGACAAAGUUAGAAACGGCAUUUUACAAGGAAAUAUACAAACAAUUGAGUGGGAAAAAUAAAACAAAGAGGACUCCA